GCAAGCUCCUUUCUGUAACUCAGCAGUCAUGAGAGUUUCUGUGUGAUGUGUUAUGCGUGACUCUACUGGGUGUUGUGAGAGGAGGUUAGUCAAGCUCAGAACUCCAAACAUGGAUUUAGUCACCUAUGAUGACGUGCAUGUGAACUUCACUCAGGAAGAGUGGGCUUUGCUGGAUGCUUCUCAGAAGAGUCUCUACAAAGGUGUGAUGGUAGAGACCUAUAGGAAUCUCACAGCUAUAGGUUACAGUUGGGAAGAACAUACAAUUGAAGACCAUUUCCAAACUUCUAGAAGUCAUGGAAGGCAUGAAAGACGUUCUUCUGCAGAGCAACACUCUGAGUUUAUUCCAUGUGGUAAAGCCUUUGCAUAUCAGAGUCGUAGUCAAAGGCAUGUAAGAAUACACAAUGGAGAGAAACACUAUGAGUGUAACCAAUGUGGUAAAGACUUUGGAACAAGGAGUGUCCUCCAAAGACUUAAACGAACACAUACAGGAGAAAAACCCUAUGAAUGUAACCACUAUGGUAAAGCCUUUGCAGAAAGCAGUACUCUCCAAAUCCAUAAGCGAAAACAUACAGGAGAGAAACCAUAUGAAUGUAACCACUGUGUUAAAGCCUUUGCAAAAAUGAGUAAACUCCAAAUACAUAAACGAAUACAUACAGGAGAGAAACCCUAUGAAUGUAAGCAAUGUGGUAAAGCCUUUACACAAAGCAGUCAUCUCGGAAUCCAUAAGCGAACACAUACAGGAGAGAAACCCUAUGAAUGUAAACAAUGUGGUAAAGCCUUUACACGAAGCAGUACUCUCCAAACCCAUAAGCAAACACAUACAGGAGAGAAACCCUAUGAAUGUAAACAAUGUGAUAAAGCUUUUGUAAGAAGGGGAGAACUCCAAAUCCAUAAGCGAACACAUACAGGAGAGAAACCCUAUGAAUGUAAGCAAUGUGGUAAAGCCUUUGCACAAAGUGGUACUCUCCAAAUCCAUAAGCGAACACAUACUGGAGAGAAACCCUAUGAAUGUAAGCAAUGUGGUAAAGCCUUUGCACAUAGCAGUACUCUCCAAAUCCAUAAGCGAACACAUACAGGAGAGAAACCGUAUGAAUGUAAACAGUGUGAUAAAGCUUUUGUAAAAAGGGGAGAACUCCAAAUCCAUAAGCAAACACAUACAGGAGAGAAACCCUAUGAAUGUAAACAAUGUGGUAAAGCCUUUGCACAAAGUGGUACUCUCCAAGUACAUGAGCGAACACAUACAGGAGAGAAACCCUUUGAAUGUAACCAAUGUGGUAAAGCCUUUGUACAAUGCAUUGCUCUCCGAAUACAUGAACGAACACAUACAGGAGAGAAACCCUAUGAAUGUAAACAAUGUGGUAAAGCCUUUGCACAUAGCAAUACUCUCCAAAUACAUAAGCGAACACAUACAGGAGAGAAACCCUAUGAAUGUAAACAAUGUGGUAAAGCCUUUGCACAUAGCAGUACUCUCCAAAUACAUAAGCAAACACAUACAGGAGAGAAACCAUAAGAAUGUAAACAAUGUGGUAAAGCUUUUAAAAGAAGUGGUGACCUUCUAAUACAUAAGCGAACACAUACAUGAGAGAAACCCUGUGAAUGUAAGCAACGUGGUAAAGUUUUUAUAAGAAGUGUUGACCUUCAAAUACAUAAGCGAAGACAUACAGGAGAUAAACCCUAUGAAUGUAAACAAUGUGGUAAAGCUUUGCAGAAAGCAGUACUCUCCAGAUAUAUAAGCGAACACGUACAGGAGAGAGACCCUAUGAAUGUAACUAGUGUGGUUAAGCCUUUGCAGGAAGCAGUGGUCUCCAAUGUCAUAAAAGAACACAUACAGGAGAAACACCCCAUGAAUGAAACCAAGGUAAUAAACCCUUUGCAGGAAGCAGUGGUCUUGAAUAUCAUCGAAUACAUACAGCUGAAAAACCCUAUGUAUUUAACCAAUGUGGUAAAGCCUUUGCAGGAAGGAGUGACCUCCAAAGACAAAAGAUCAUACAGAAGAGAAAGUCUACGAAGGCAUCUAAUGUUAUAAAGUCUUUGCAGCAAGCAUUGAUCUCCAUGUAUAUAAAUGAACACAUACCAGAGAGGAACCUUUUAAAUGUAACCAACAUGGUAAAGCUUUUUCAAAAACCAAUAGUCUUUACAUACAUAAAAGAAUAUAUACUUGAGAGAAAUGCUUUGACUUUAACCAAUGUGGUUAAACUUUUUCAGAAAGCAGUCAUCAACAAAAUCAUAAAACAACACGUAUAGGAGAGAGAUUUUUGAAUGUUAGCAAUGUGCUUUUACACCUUUUUUCACAAACAGUGGCCUCAAAAUAUAUAAGGAAACACGUACUGGAGAGAAAACCUAUGAAUAUCAGCAAUGUCCUGAAACCCUUCUACAUCACAAUCAUCUUCAAAUCCAUAAAGAACAUGUAGUGGAGAAAAAUCCUCUGAAUAUCACUAAUUAGGUAAAGCAGUUAUAAAGAGUCAUCUCCUAACACAAAAGUAUACACACUGGAUAGAAACCCUAUGAAUAUAAGCAAUGUGGUAAAUGUUUUAUAAGUCACAGUAUUCUCUAAGUAAAUAAAGGAAGACACACUUGAGAGAAACCCUAUGAAAGUUAUUAAAGGUACAAAGCCUUGUACAUUAAAAUCUUCAAAUACAUAAAAGAAGACAUAGAGGUAAGAAACCCUAUGUCUGCAAGCCAUGUGGUAUUGCCUUCACUUGUCAAUCGUAUUCAAUGACACAAAAGAAAUCAUAAUGUAGACAAAAUCCUGUGAGAGUAGUUAAUAUGGUGAAGCUUUUUGAAUAUUUCUAGAGUCUUCACAAUGAAACAAUCCAUACUGCCAAGAAAUUUAGGAAUAUAAUAUGGUGAAACCUUUUCAGAUUCUCAAAUCUUUAUCAUUAUGAAAGAGAAACCCUAUGAAUGCAUUAAAUAUGGGGAAGCCUUUAAACAUUACUAAUUCUUCAUCAUCAUGAAAAUAAUCAUACAAAGGAUUCAAGAGGAUACAGGGGUGUUUCUUACUGUAUUGCUUGAGUUACAGUCCUGACAUCCUUUGGUGAUCAACAGCAAUUUGGAAAGUGUAAGCUGAAGAAACCCUUUCCUCCCCUCUGCUUCUUGCUCAUCAUGUUUGUGAAGGAAUAGAAACCCUGACUAAGACAAAUUGGUAUGAGGAGUGGGUAUUCCUGUGACAACCUGACCAUGUUUUGGGAGGACUGUGGAAGGAUUUUGGAACUUUGGGCCAAAGGACACAUUCAGUUUUCAGAACUCUGUGGGAUGUUGUGUAGGAGCUUGGAAGAUAAUGUUGAGAACAGUGCAGAAGAUGGAGGCCUGGCUUGUGAAAUUUCAGAGGGAAAAUUAAAGACUCUUUUCAGUGCCAUUGCUAUUUUGGAUUGUGAAGAUUCUGGGUUCUAACUAGCUAGGGCUGAAGAAUCAGCUGUGAUUAACAAGAUACCAGAACUACUAGAGUGAAAACUUGGCAUUAUUGGGACUAUUGAUGCUGGUUAGCUGGAGCUGAGAAAUUAGCAGUAAUUAAGAAGAGACCAGCAUCAUUGGGCUGACAUCUUCUCGGAAGUGUUUGCCGAGAGCACAGAGGCUGUGUUCCAGAGAU
Mus musculus (house mouse) is the source of this 3586-nucleotide messenger RNA. It is a transcript of the gene Zfp966, whose product is annotated as zinc finger protein 966. The transcript is spliced from 4 exons. The record is from RefSeq and is marked validated. NCBI's taxonomy places the organism in Eukaryota, Metazoa, Chordata, Mammalia, Rodentia, Muridae. The coding region runs from base 53 to 1510 and encodes 485 amino acids.